Messenger RNA from Rotaria sordida, 600 nucleotides. NCBI's taxonomy places the organism in Eukaryota, Metazoa, Rotifera, Eurotatoria, Philodinida, Philodinidae. The record is from the annotation of a GenBank genome assembly.
AUGGCACUCGACGAAACUCCAGAAGAGCCAUAUGAUGAACUAACAAUCGAUGAGAGUGCUGCAAUUCGACUCUACACAAUGGAAUGGGAAUCCCCACAUCGAAGUCUUUAUUCGAUGCUUAAUUAUACACUGAAGAUGGCCAAUCGUGAAGAUCUUCAACCUUACUUUAAAUAUCUCAAACUGUUCUUAACUGCUCUUGCCAAAUUACCAUGUGUUCCAUCGCUAACUGUUUGGCGAGGAGUAACCAAAAAUUUGAGUGCAGAGUUUCCACCUGGUACCAUCGUGACAUGGUGGACAUUUUCAUCAACAACAACUUCACUGACUGUGCUCGAAAACAGUACAUAUUUGGGCACUUCAGGAGGGCGAACACUCUUCUCUGUCGAAGCCAUUAAUGGUCGAACAAUACGAGCACAUUCACAUUUUGUCACCGAAGAUGAAAUUCUUCUUCUGCCCGGCACUCAGAUGAUAGUUCAAUCUCAAUUGAAUCCAGCUACUGAUCUUUACAUUGUUCACUUGAAACAAGUUGUACCAGAACAAAUAUUACUUGAACCUCCAUUCGAAGGUAUUCGAAAUAUGUUCAAUAGGCUUGCUUUUAACUAA